Molecule: messenger RNA, 438 nt
Organism: Lactuca saligna
Lineage: Eukaryota; Viridiplantae; Streptophyta; Magnoliopsida; Asterales; Asteraceae
Source: the annotation of a GenBank genome assembly
AUGGGGAUGUCGCAUAGCAGGCCUGCGCCGCCUUCCCAGUCGACCGUUGUGGUCGUUUCCCCAGUUCGUUCACCAAUUUUUGUUCCUUCUAGUUUGCCUGCGGGGGUACAAGCAAGAAGAGAUGGUGCUCCCAUUCGAAAAAGGGGAAGCUUCUUGGCGGUAUCGGGGGUAUUAUCGAAGAAGGAGAUAGUGGUGGUGCCUAGUUGUCCAGAGGCGUCACACUCACCAUUCACUGGUUCUCCCUUGGUUAAUCUCGGUUUUGGCUCUAUGUUUGGGGGUGCGUCGAGUUCACCUGGAGGUUCUUCUCAAUGCGAGAAGCCUUCCCUGAUCGACAAAAUAGGAAUUUCAUCCCACUCUCUAUCUUUUGAGGCCUACGCUCUGGGCUGGGCGAUUACUAGAGAUUCUUUACUGUCAGAAGACACUACCGCCCAGGAGUAG